This is a messenger RNA of Parathielavia appendiculata, 846 nucleotides long. RefSeq lists its product as uncharacterized. The transcript has 5 exons. Bases 1 to 846 code for a protein of 281 amino acids. NCBI's taxonomy places the organism in Eukaryota, Fungi, Ascomycota, Sordariomycetes, Sordariales, Chaetomiaceae. The record is from RefSeq and is a predicted model, not a curated record.
AUGUCGGACGUCCUGGAUGUUACCUUCGAGGCCCAUAACGGCCAGUCUAUCCGCUGCGCGAAGAAUGAUGCCCAGGUUCCUCCGCUACCUACGCAGAAAAGUAGAGACCGAGCAACUUUGCCGUCAGCACUGGGAAAAUUCCUGAAAGAGCGAAAUCGCAGCGAAGGCCUUGCCAAGUUCGAAGCAGCGCUAUGCAAAUAUGUGUCGAGCAAGUUGGGCACGCGCAUGCUUGCCCACGUUAGGCUGUCGGCCACCGAGCGCGCGAUUGGGAUGCCAAACGAAGCACCAUGCUACUUUGAGGUUAGGGGUAUCCUUCUGCCGCCUAUCGACGUAUAUUGCUUGGAGGACCUGACGCAAGGCCCUCUCCCACGUAACUUCAGGACAUGGCAGCGGAUCAUCCAUUCGGCUGCAGAUGCAGCGUAUGGGAUCAAUAAACACGGCAUCACCAUGACAGAUUGUGCACCGCGCAACUACCGCUUUCGUGGUGAGAUGGAGAUGGGAUGGUACAGGAGUGGAUGGCACGAGAAAGAGGGAUGGAAUCCGGAUGUCGAGUACUGGGAGCAAGCGGAGACUGAGGACAACCCAGGGGCGAAUGGGGUGGUGAUGGUGAAUCUUGUGCGAAGGAAGACAGGUAUGGAGCUGCCUAUCAUGUAUCCCGACUGGUAUGGCAUCAUGGCUGGGAUCAGGCGAAGGGGAGGCACCUUGACGACAGACAAUUGUGCCGUCUCCUUCCGCACCCCUGUGCAUCAAUACCUCUACGCAAUACUUUUAACCCAACAAGAUGGCCUUCAAGCAGGGAUAACCGGUCGAGGCCAAUGCAAUCAGCCAAAGUGGCUCGAGUGGUAA